AGUUGUCAUCUUAAAUAUAAACAGUCGUGGAGUGGACGGCGGAGUCACAGGCAGGUCGCGCGCGCGCCGGUCACUUCCUACCGAUACAGCCUCCAACCACACCACAACCACAUCGGAAAUAAACACUUCAUACAAAAUAAAAUACAUUCAAUGCACCAACCAAUUGAAUGUUACUCGAAACUAUAAAUGUUACAUACAAAAAUUCGAAAGUGUAACAAAAAAAUAAUUAAAUAAAUUGUACUGUAACAAUAUAAGCGAAUACUGUACGAAGUUCGAAAGUGAAACGAGUGAUUAAUUAUUUAUUUAUUAAAUUGUGACAGUGACAAUGGCCGAUAGUAAUGAAGCAGAAACUACUCCCUCCAAGCCGGAAAAUUCGAUGGGAAUCCGGCAUUUAAUUAUCUUCCUCAUGUUCCUGGGGACCACCGUGUCUUAUGCCACGAGGGUGAGCAUGAGCGUUGGCAUUGUGGCCAUGACCUCCAACAACGGCUACGAUUAUCCGGUGUUCGACUGGGACCGCAGCACCCAAGACACGAUUCUCUCUUCGUUUUUCUGGGGCUACGUGCUGCUGCAAGUCCCAGCGGGCAUGCUGGCCGGACGCUUCGGAGGAAAGUUCCUGAUCUUCGCAGCCAUGGCGUGCACCGGGGUCGUCAACCUUGUUAUGCCUUUAGCCGCAGUUAAGGGCGACUGGAUAGCGGUGUGCGCGUGUCGCAUCGUGAUGGGCUUGACGCAGGGCCUGCUGUACCCGAGUCUGCACGGCAUCCUGGGACGCUGGGCACCGACCAACGAGAGAGGAAGACUUGGAACUUUUGUCUAUGCUGGUGCUCAACUCGGCACAAUCAUCGAGCUGAUGACAUCCGGAAUGCUAUCAGCCAGUUCUUGGGGCUGGCCUUCUGUCUUCUACGUAGCUGGAGUGACCUGUCUAAUUUGGUCUCUUCUGUGGCUUGUACUUGGGGCUUCAACUCCUGGCACUAGUAAAUGGAUUUCAAAAGAGGAGAGGAAAUAUAUUGAGAGCAAUGUUGGAUCUGAUGAAUUGGGACACUCGAAAAUGCCAACACCCUGGUCCAGUAUUUUCUCUUCCUUGCCGUUCUACGCGAUCCUGCUGGCUCACUGUGGACAAAACCUUGGUUUUUGGACCUUGCUGACUGAGCUACCUUCAUAUAUGAAGAAUGUUUUACAUGUCGAUAUUAAAGAUAAUGGCAAACUCUCGGCUCUGCCUUACGUCGCCAUGUACGUCCUAAGUUUCGUCUUCAGUUGGAUAGCGGACUUCCUCGUCAACAGGAACUUGAUCAGUCUGGUUUCUUCUAGAAAGAUAUUCAACACUAUCGCGCACUGGGGGCCCGCGGUCGCUCUGCUCGGCCUCUCGUAUCUUCCAGCAGGAAAUCUAACCCUGGCGGUCAUCAUUCUGACCCUGACUGUGGGACUUAACGGUGCUCAUUAUGUUGGUUUCAUGUUGUCACACAUCGACUUAUCCCCGAACCAUGCCAGCACGCUGAUGGGAAUCACCAAUGGCGUCAGCGCCAUCUUCUCCAUCAUGGCGCCACUCAGCGUCUCCAUCGUUGUAACUGAUCAGACCGAAGCAUCUGAAUGGAGGAAGGUUUUCUUCAUCUCAAUAGCCUUCUACUUCCUGAGUAACCUGUUCUAUUUGCUGUUCAUCUCUGGAGAUGUUCAAGACUGGAAUGAACCUAAGACUGAUGGUGCAAUUGAAGAUGGAAGUAAAAAAGAGAAGAAGCCAGAAAACAACGCCGCGUAUUACAGAAGGAAGAGCUUGGGAGAAAACAUUUUCUAAAAUGCUCUUGAAAUUUAUCUUGUAAGCUAGUCGUAAAUAUUUAUGUAAGCUUUAAUAAAAGUUGAGGCCCUUAUUUCAGAA
Messenger RNA from Bombyx mori (domestic silkworm), 1867 nucleotides. RefSeq names its product putative inorganic phosphate cotransporter. The record is from RefSeq and is a predicted model, not a curated record. Gene Ontology annotation, biological process: transmembrane transport; monoatomic anion transport. NCBI's taxonomy places the organism in Eukaryota, Metazoa, Arthropoda, Insecta, Lepidoptera, Bombycidae. Bases 326 to 1786 code for a protein of 486 amino acids. Gene Ontology annotation, molecular function: transmembrane transporter activity. The transcript is spliced from 11 exons. Gene Ontology annotation, cellular component: membrane.